Molecule: messenger RNA, 6396 nt
Organism: Hippocampus comes (tiger tail seahorse)
Lineage: Eukaryota; Metazoa; Chordata; Actinopteri; Syngnathiformes; Syngnathidae
Gene: atrnl1b
Product: attractin-like 1b
Exons: 29
Coding region: 1116-5207 (1363 amino acids)
Cellular component (GO): Golgi apparatus
Molecular function (GO): protein binding
Source: RefSeq, a predicted model, not a curated record
AAAACACACCGCAGCUCCACUCAUAUUGGCGCUGUGCAUACAGGAGGUGCAGUUUUUGGUGUUUUUUCAGACAAUGUUUCAAAAAUACUGUAGUAAGUCAUCCAUCGGAGCGCAUUGCACUGCCAUCUGUUGGUGAGAAUACAGAAUCUGUUUUGGAGCGAGUGCGCAUGCGCCCAACAAGGGCUAUCCGGGCGUUGGAAGAAGUCAUUGAUUCCUUCACAUAUUGUCGUUAAUUUCAGGUACCAAUACAGGAUACAAAUAUACAACGUACGUAAAGGAUCAAAUGUUACGCGCGUUUCAAAAGAAUGUUUCAUCACGUUUUGUGUCCCUAAACGGACGACCUGUCCCUUUAAAUGGUAGUCGUUCCCCAUUGCGCAUGCGGAUUUCGUGUUUAGCUUUCUCCAACCUGAGGAGCCGACUAUGGACGCGUCGGCUGCCAGUUCUUGUUUUGUUUAGACAGCAACAACGCCGAUUUGCCAUCUUGGAUUAAAAUAACCCACCCCACCGCGAAAGUCAGGUCGCCGUUCGGACGCGUGGCGCGAGUGGGCCCAAACGAGCGCUUCAAGUGCUCCCUAACCCCGCUUCCACUGUUCCAGUCGGGGAGAGGACAGCCUCAUCCUCCUCCUCCUCCUCCUCCUUUCCUCCUCCUCCCCGAUCUCCACAUCCAUGUUGGCGGCCGCAGCCCUCGCGCUGGUUCCGGGGGUUCCGAGCCUUUGUUCUGGCGUGGACGGCGUCCGGCUCCGUUGCCGCGGCUUGUGGAAGGACUCGCGGCGUGGCACGACACCCCGUGGCCUGUCUUGAGGAUAGUUGACGCGUUAAAAAUGGCUGCGAUUUGAAAGACGGGGGAGAGAGAGCGAGGAGGAAAAAGAGAGCGGUCAUGAAUCAAUGCUGGGACGCUGCGCAGAAGCUAAACGGGCUAACAGAUGAUGCGUUAGCUCUCCGCUAAACGAGCCUUUCAACCCGCUCGCAUCCCCCGUUUGACUCGUUUGGAAUUCCUACCUGACUCCGGAAUCCAGAAAGCGGCGAUUUCCCCCCACGUUUUGCAUGCAGUCCCCAUUUAAAUAUGCAGAACUUUUUUAGUCCCACUUGAAACACCGUUGCAAAUUUUCCCCAAAAUGGAUCCAGCCGGGAGAUGUUCGGAUCAACGAACCCGUGGAAGAUACUUGGUGGCGGUGUGGGUUCUGGUCCACUUGGUCGUGUUCGCCCACUCUUCGCCGCCCAAAGCCUGUGACAAGUCGUGUCUGUCCGGGAAAUGUCUCAACGGGUCGUGCGUGUGCGAGCCGGGAUGGGUCGGAGACCAGUGCCAGCAUUGCCAGGGCCGGUUCAAGUUGACCGAGCCCUCGGGCUUCCUGACGGACGGUCCGAUCAACUACAAGUACAAAACAAAAUGCACCUGGCUUAUCGAGGGCUACCCGAACGCCGUGCUCCGCUUACGCUUCAACCACUUUGCUACGGAAUGUAGCUGGGACCACAUGUACAUUUACGACGGAGACUCCGUGUACGCUCCUCUCAUUGCUGUUUUCAGCGGCCUCAUUGUACCGGAGGUGUUGGGAAACGAGACCAUCCCCGAAGUGGAGACGAUGUCGGGCUAUGCGCUGCUGCACUUCUUCAGCGACGCCGCCUACAACCUGACAGGAUUUGAAAUAUUCUACUCGAUCAACUCGUGUCCCAGCAACUGCUCGGGCCACGGGAAGUGCACGCCGGGCAACUCGGCGGCCAGCCGCGUGUACUGCGAGUGCGACAAGUACUGGAAGGGGGAAGCUUGCGACAUCCCGUACUGUCGCAACAACUGCGGAAGCCCCGACCGCGGCUACUGCGACCUCACCGGCGAGAAGCUGUGCGUUUGCAACGACAGCUGGCAAGGCCCAGACUGCUCCCUCAGCGUGCCGUCCGCCGAGUCGUUCUGGGUGUUGCCCAGCGUCAAGCCCUUCGGCACCUCGCUGGGCCGGGCCUCCCACAAGGUCGUGGUGCAGGAUAAGGUCAUGUGGGUGGUGGGCGGCUACACCUUCAACGUCACCUCGUUGCAGAUGAUCCUCAACUACAACCUGGAGAGCGGCAUUUGGAACACGGUGCCCAUCAACAGCGGGCCCACGCCCAGAUACAGCCACUCGCUCGCCUCCUACCAGGAGGACAUCUUCAUGUUCGGCGGGAAGCUGGAGUCCGGCUGGGCCAACGUGACCGACGAGCUGUGGGCGUUCAACAUUCCCGCUCGCACCUGGCAGCGGAAGAACCCCGUGGCGGGCUCGCCCGCCCAGGUGCAGCUGUACGCGGUGGAAGGUCACACGGCGCAUUGCGUCGUCCUGGAAAGCGGCGAGGCGGUCAUGCUCGUCAUCUUCGGCCACUCGCCCCUGUACAGCUACAUCAGCAAAGUUCAGGAGUAUCAUCUGAGAACCAACACCUGGAUGGUGCCAGAGACCAAAGGUGCCAUUCCGCAGGGAGGCUACGGCCACACCAGCGCCUACGAUCAAGCCGGCGGCAGCGUUUACGUCCACGGAGGCUACAAGGCGCUGCCGGCGAGCAAAUUUGGCCUGGUGGACGACCUCUAUCGCUAUGAUGUCAACACGCGCACGUGGUUCAUCCUGCGAGAAAGCGGUAUCCCCCGCUACCUCCACUCCGCCGUGCUCCUCAGCGGCACCCUGCUGAUCUUCGGCGGCAACACGCACAAUGACACGUCACUAAGCAGCGGCGCCAAGUGCUUCUCGGCGGACUUCCUGGCGUACGACAUCGCGUGCGACGAGUGGAGUGUCCUGCCCAAGCCCGACCUGCACAGGGACGUCAACCGCUUCGGGCACUCGGCCGUGGUCAGCAACGGGUCCAUGUUCGUGUUCGGCGGCUUCUCCGGCGUCCUCCUCAACGACGUGCUCAUGUAUCGGCCGCCCAGCUGCCGGGCUUUCUCCACGGAGGAGCGGUGCGCCAAGGCCGGCCCGGGGGUGCGCUGCGUCUGGAGCGGAGGCCGCUGCCUGCCCUGGGAAGCCGGCCUCAGCACGGGCAGCGUCAGCCCUGCCCCUUUUUGCCCGCCGAAACCAGGUACUGUGGAUGAGCUCUGCUACCGCUUCUCAGACUGCGCCAGCUGCACGGCAAACACCAACGGGUGCCAGUGGUGCGACGACAAGAAGUGUAUCUCAUUAUACACUAACUGUACUCUUAACGUGAGGAACUUCACCGCCUGCCCCGUGCGCAACGAGCGGAUGUGCAACAAGCUGGCCAACUGCAAGAGCUGCUCGCUGAAUCUCAACUGUCACUGGGACCUGAACCAGUCCGAGUGCCACGCUCUGCCCGCCCAGCAGUGCAGCGAGGGUUGGAGUCAGGUGGGCGAGGCCUGCCUGCGGAUCAACUCCAGCCGCGAGAGCUACGACAACGCCAAGCACUACUGUAAAAAUCUCCAUGGCAACAUCGCCUCGCUCACCUCCGCCAAGCAGGUGGACUUUGUUCUGGAUGAGCUGAAGAAGCUGCAGCAGCAGGACAAGCGUUUGUCGCCCUGGGUGGGCCUGAGGAAGAUCAACGUGUCGUACUGGGGCUGGGAGGACAUGUCACCUUUCACCAACAGCAGCCUGCGCUGGCUGCCCGGCGAGCCCAGCGACUCGGGUUUCUGCGCCUACCUGGAGGAGCCGCAGGUGUCGGGCCUCCGGGCCAACCCGUGCACGGCCACCGCGCACGGCCUCAUAUGCGAAAAAGCCACGGGAAACCGCAAUCAGGGCUCCCCCCUCCCCUGCAAGAAGCCGUGCUCGCUGCACACCACCUGUGCCAACUGCACCAAUCAGGCCAUGGAGUGCAUGUGGUGCAGCAGCGCGCGGCGCUGCGUGGACUCCACCGCCUAUGUCAUCUCCUUCCCGUACGGCCAGUGUCUGGAGUGGCAGACGGGAGACUGCCUGGCCCAGAAUUGCUCAGGUAUGCGGACGUGCGGCCAGUGCCUGGAGCAGCCCGAGUGCGGCUGGUGCGGCGACCCCAGCAGCACGGGCAAGGGCCUGUGCACGGAGGGCUCGUACAGGGGGCCCAUGAAGAGGCCGGCCAAGCAGGGGCAGGCCCACGACAUGAGCCUGGAGCCGGGCAUCUGCCCCAAAGAAAGAGGCCACGAGUGGUCCUUCAUUCAUUGCCCCGCGUGCCAGUGUAACGGCCACAGCACGUGCGUGAACGGCAGCGUGUGCGAGCAGUGCCGCAACCUGACCACGGGUCUUCAAUGUCAGACCUGCAUAGCCGGUUACCACGGCGACCCCACCAACGGCGGCAAAUGCCAAGCCUGUAAGUGCAACGGCCAUGCGAGUAUGUGCCAGGUGCUAACUGGCAAGUGCUUCUGCACCACCAAGGGCAUCAAAGGGGACCAGUGCCAGCUGUGUGACUCAGAAAACCGUUACCUUGGCAAUCCACUCAGGGGAACCUGUUAUUACAACCUGCUGAUCGACUACCAGUUCACCUUUAGUCUCAUCCAAGAAGACGAUAAUCACUACACGGCCAUCAACUUCAUGGCUUCACCUGAGCAGGCCAACAAGAACUUGGACAUGUCGAUUAAUGCCUCCAACAACUUCAACCUCAACAUCACCUGGUCUGUGGGAUCAACAGCUGGCACCAUCUCAGGCGAGGAGGUGCCCAUCGUGUCCAAGACCAACAUCAAGGAAUACCGAGACAGUUUCUCCUGUGAGAAGUUUACCUUCAGGAGCAACCCCAACAUCACCUUCUACGUCUACGUCAGUAACUUCUCAUGGCCCAUCAAGAUUCAGAUUGCCUUUUCCCAACACAACAGCAUCAUGGACCUUGUGCAGUUCUUUGUGACCUUUUUCAGUUGUUUUCUGUCACUGCUCCUGGUGGCGGCGGUGGUGUGGAAGAUCAAGCAGACUUGCUGGGCAUCGCGACGGCGAGAACAACUGAUGAGGGAGCGCCAACAAAUGGCCAGUCGUCCUUUUGCGUCCGCUGCCGUCGUGCUGGACGCUCGGGGAAGAGAACAAACAGAGAUGCUUCAACCGAUGGCCGACGGCGCGCCAAAACCCGUUGCCAUGGAGCCGUGUUCCGGAGGCAAAGCUGCCGUGUUGACGGUCCUCAUGCGGCUGCCGUCGGGACCCGCCAACUCGCCUCCGCCCGGCCAGUCGGGCCUGAUCGUCGCCAGCGCACUGAUCGACAUUUCCCAGCAGAAAGCGGGCGAUUUCAAGGAGAAAUCGCUGGCGUUCAAGAACCGAAAGGCCCCGGCGCCGACGCAUCAGGGCACCUGCGUUUGAGGCCCGUCUUUUGCGCUCUCUUGGGCCCCAGCCGCCGCAGGUUCCCGGCGGGCGACCUUCCCUUGCCGAGAGGCGGACGGCGGCCCGUCGGGCUCUGACUGUCAAAUUCCAGGGGAGAGAAACGGAGAACCCUCGAGCGCAUCCGGACUUGACUUUUCCCGCGACCGAGGACCUCGGGAACCGCGGGAGCGCAAAGCUGCAAACGGAGGACUUUUGUUUCAAGCUUCACUCGUUUGUAUUUCAGCUCCCCCGUGUCCUUUGGCUCGGGACGAGUCCAAGGAAGCUAAUCGCUACGCAGGUCAUUUGCAGCUAAAGCUGGUCGACGCCUGUUACGUGCUGCUUGUUUGUUGUUGUUGUUGUUGUUGUUGGGUUUUUUUUUUUUUUUGCACGGCCACAAGUGUUUUCACGGUGCUAAAAGCUCCUGCGGUUCGCCGCCCGAAGGAACUCCGCGCGCGACACCGGCACCCGAUAAGUCUGGUCUUAGUAUUUCACGUAACACAGCAAACUGGAAAAUGUCCGCCCUGUGUUGGGGUUUGCUUGGCUUUUGCGUCGCUUUUGUGACAGUGGGCGACGUAACGCGCUUGAAGCAAGGACAUUCUGCUCCGGGCGGACUUUGUUUUUCUACGACUCUAUCCCACCGUUGUUACCUUUUGUAUUGCCGGACCAGAGCGGAGGGAGGGAGGGUCGAAUUCUCCGAGCUGUACAGUGUUUGCUUUUGAACAAACGUCACGCUCGGCUCUUGAUAUUUCCUGUCGUUUGUCCGCUUUGUAAAACAGAUUGGGCCAGAUAUUUUCAUUUAUCCCUUAUUAUAUUUACGGCACAAUUGUGAAGAAGAGCUUCUCUGUUGAUGUUUUGAUAUUUAACGCGAUUCCUGUGUAAUAGCACAUUUCAGUGAUUUUUUUUUUUACUGCUUUUUGUUUUUUUAAACCCCUCGGGCAUUGUCAUCGCGGAAACGGUCACUGUGUUGCAUCUCUUAAGAGCCGAGUUUGUAAGCUAAUGUGUUCCUUAUUGUGUGUGUGUUUGUAUCGUGCUCAUCUGACAUGGUGUCAUUAUGCAGGAAUCGGGGUCUCGCUGGAAACAGAAAUGAAAAGAAAAAAAAAGGCAAGAGAUGAGAGGCGGCCUGCCAGUCAUCAUCGAUGUAUUUUUUGGAUGAAGGACAUGAUGGAAUAUUAAAAAGAGAAAAGAAGAA